Messenger RNA from Trichechus manatus latirostris (Florida manatee), 1672 nucleotides. RefSeq names its product HLA class II histocompatibility antigen, DM alpha chain. Gene Ontology annotation, biological process: antigen processing and presentation; immune response. Lineage: Eukaryota; Metazoa; Chordata; Mammalia; Sirenia; Trichechidae. The record is from RefSeq and is a predicted model, not a curated record. Gene Ontology annotation, cellular component: membrane; MHC class II protein complex. Bases 322 to 1179 code for a protein of 285 amino acids. The transcript is spliced from 5 exons.
CUGAGGCUGGCAAUUUGAUACUGAGGAGGGAACCCCACUAGGAGGCAGACAUUCCUCCACUGGCCUACCAAGCCCAGUUACACACCACACUCUGGCCAGGUAAAAGAGCCAAGUCUUCAGGAGGUUGCUGGCCCCAGGUCUUUCCCCAGCGACUGAUGAUGUUAAACUGUACGCUCAUGUGAUUGGUUUACACAAAAAAGGACAAGGGCAACUAUUGGGAGUGAGCUGACAGCGUGCUCUAAGGCUACCCUCUGGGGAGGAAGUUUGGGGAUCCGGGUCUGCUGGGUUGGUAGCUCCGAGCCCGCUGUCUGGUGUGAAGAUAUGGAUCAUGAGCAGAACCAGGGAGCUGCGCUGCUACAGCUGCUACAACUUCUAUGGCUACUGCCCCACUCCUGGGCCGCCCCUGAAGCUCCUACCCCAGUGUGGCGGGAUGGCUUGCAAAACCACACGUUCCUGCACACCGUGUACUGCCAGAACGGAACUCCAAGCCUGGGACUCUCUGAGGCCUAUGACAAGGACCAGCUUUUCUCCUUCGACUUUUCCCAGAACAGCCGCGUGCCUCGACUGCCUGAAUUUGCUGACUGGGCCAAGGAUCAGGGAGAUGCCUCUGCCAUUUCUUUUGACAAAGAGUUCUGCCAGAUGAUGAUACAGGAAAUAGGCCCACAACUUGAUGGGAAAAUCCCAGUGGCCAGAGGGUUUCCUGUUGCUGAGGUGUUCACGAUGAAGCCCCUGGAGUAUGGCAAGGCCAACACGCUGGUCUGUUUUGUCAGUAAUCUCUUCCCACCCACAUUGUCGGUGAACUGGCAGCAUCAUUCGGUCCCUGUGGAAGGAGUCAGCCCCACUUUUGUCUCAGCCACUAAUGGACUCAUUUUCCAGGCCUUUUCUUAUUUAAACUUCACACCUGAACCCUCUGACGUUUACUCCUGCAUUGUGACUCAUGAGAUUGACCGCUACACUGCAGUUGCCUUUUGGGGUGCUCAUGUCAUUCCCCUGGGGGGAAGGCUCCUCAACCAUGCCUCCAAGCUGACCUGCUCCCCUUUUUCUCCAGUGCCUCAGAAUGCUCUUCCCUCAGAUCUUCUGGAGAAUGUGCUGUGUGGCAUUGCCUUUGGCCUGGGUGUGCUGGGCAUCAUUGUGGGCACUGUCCUCAUCAUCUACUACCAGAAGCCUUGCUCAGACUGAUUCUUCCUGACCAGAGCCUGAUUGCUAACAGCUUUGGCCAUCCAAGCAAGGGGUGCUCAGGUUUCUCACACCGCUGCCCAGGAUCUUUCUUUCUCAGAGCAGAAAUCCAUGGGACCUCGGGACCCCGGGAACCUGGGACUCCUCUGCCGAGGGGGAGCAGGGUAUAAAAGUUUCCAAGCUGAGGCCUCUGCUGUCCCUGUGCCAAGCAUCCAGGAGAGCACAGAGUGGCCCAAGUAUCAUGAUCACAUUCCUUCCCACUUCAAGGCAAUAAAUCCCAUUUAUUAAUCUCAAUGUGGCUUCUUUCUUAACUGAUGAUAUUUGUUUCUGGAUAUCUCAACUCGAGUGUGUUGUCAUUUCAAAUUCAACAUACCUUGACCUGAACACAGCUUCCCCUCAUUAGGGAGGAAAGUGGGGAAAACCCCUAACUCCUCAGCAAAGCUCCUGUUCCCUGGCCUAAGCAUGAGGGCUUUUACUCCUAUCAGUUGUGAAAAAU